AUGUUGGGAAAGAAGGCGAGUUCUCAAGCUGCUCUAGUCGUUGGUCCCCAGCCUUCUUCCCCCGUGCUGCGAAUCCGCUUACCUGCAGAAAAAACCCAAGCCCGGGGUCUUGAACUUGAAGAGCAUUUCUUUGAAAUGAAACAAAAAUUAAAUCUUUUUUAUUGCACACAGAAAAACGAAGGUCCUUUGCAGUUUGUUAAAGAAGAUGAUGGAGUCGGGAAAGCCCAAGAUGCUUUCUGGCUUCAAUCACUUAUUACUGAUGUGUUCCAUGGUGAAGGAUUUCAGAAAAUGGAAGAAUAUCUUCAGAAAGAGAACCAGUUUCCUCAAAAAUAUAACCAUCUUCUAUUACAUGAUCUUGACAGAGCAAUAAAUAAGGAACUGGACAAAAAUGAAUUUCAGCAAGUUUCACUGUUGCUGAAAUGCAUUCAGAAAUUCAUCAAAGAUGACAUCAAAGAAGAUGAGCCCUUGCUAAUUCAGCAGGGACUGAUCUCCAAGAUGGUCUCCUGGUUUGAAAGAAUAACAGGAUUUCUGACCAUUGAAAGCUUCGCUUCAGACACAUCGCUGACUGAUGUCACAGAGGACUUCUUUGACACUGCACUGAUUACUUGCAGGAACAGCAGUAAAGGGAAAACUCAAAUGUUGGAUUCCUUCUUACUUAGCUUAGGAUUCCUGGUGACAGAAAAGACUAUAAAUCACUUGAUUCAACAGCAGGCACUGAGAACUUUGAACUGCAUUUUGAGUACUACACCUCUGGAAGAGAGAAAAAAGCUACCUUUAUCAGAAGGCGCAUGCUGUGUUAUGAAAGACUUUGGAAGGACGAUCUUGACUGUGGGUGAUUAUGACCAGCAGGUUGCUCUUUCUGAGGCUUUGUGUAGAAUGACGACCAGAAUGUCAAGGGAUGAUCUUGUCUAUCAGUGGUUUGACGAUGAGAUCCUUGCUGAUGCUUUCAAAGAAAUUAAGGGCCGUGAAUUUGAGACGGAUAUUCGACAGUUUCUCAAUCACCUAAACAACAGACUUGGUGACCAAAGAAGGGUCUACUCAUUUCCAUGUAUUGCUGCUUUUGCUGAUGGGCAUGAGAUGAAAAAACCAGCAGAUGAAAAGUUAGAGGAAUUUUGGAUUGAUUUCAACCUGGGAAGUCAGAGUGUAACUUUUUAUAUUGACAAUGCUGAGAGUGUUCUGUGGGACCCAAUAAGAGUUUUGAAGGAAGCCGUGGUUAAUUUCAGCAUAAGAGAAACUGAGAGGAUGCAGAUAUUCAUCAUUUACCUGAAGAAGCCAAUUAUUAUCAGCAAGAAAGAAGUGAUGAAAAUAGAAAUUCAUUUUGAUCUGCAAUUCAACAUAACACAGGCUUCCGUUCAAGCUUUAGGAGAAGACAAACAGAUGUUGCCUGAAGAGAUGGAGAUCUCAGAACUUUUUAGAAAGUUCGAGAAACAAGACAGUGAGAGUCCUAGUAGCCAUGAAAGAGAGACAGAACAGGUAGAAGAAUCUGUUAACCUGGCAGAGGUCACCGGUGCUGGAGAUGACAGUUGCCUAAUAACUCUCAGUUAA
Messenger RNA from Castor canadensis (American beaver), 1545 nucleotides. NCBI's taxonomy places the organism in Eukaryota, Metazoa, Chordata, Mammalia, Rodentia, Castoridae. The record is from RefSeq and is a predicted model, not a curated record.